AUUAUGGAAGGCUCAAAUAGGUAUUUCAAACAAGGAAUAGUCAGCAUGCUCCCUCCAAGAAGGAUGUAUCAAGAGGAGAAUACUCUUCCAGCUGGACCAAAAUCAGGAACCACUAACAUAGCUGGCCUCUUCUCUGUUAAUGUAACUGUUGAGAGAGGGGAGUUAUCUGACCAAAAAUAUAAAUAAGUUCUCACUACAAGUAGCACCAUACAUGAGAGUUGAGCAGCUUCGUAGGAAGAUUGAGACUGAGUUUGAGUCUAUCUAUCCUAGGGAACCCAACUUUGUAUGUGGAAAGCUUGAGGAUAUCGGUGGUAAGCCAUUACAAGAGUCCUCUCUUGUCUGAGAAGUCCUCAAUUCUGGCAGCUCUGUCUUUGCGUACCCAAAAAUGUAUGAGGAUCAUAUUGAUGAUAUUCCCUCUAUAUUGGGGCCUAAAGAUCUCAUUUAUGCAUUGAAGAACAGCCAUUACAGUAUUGUUCAACAAAUCACCGAUACUUACAUAGCUGAUUAUGAAAAUAAGGCAGACUUAAUUCAAACAAUAAUGGCUUUAGGAAUGACAAAGGAUAAGCAGUUGGUUCAUAACCUAUGUAUUGUAAUGGUGAAAUUAUGUGCAGAGCAGAAAACAAUAGACUUAUUUGACACUCCAGAUAACAAGAACAUGCUUGAUUUGACUGUGCUUGCCAUCGAAAAAUGGAUUAAUACUUUUGCUAAAUAAGGAUAAAUUUGUCCUUAACAACACUUGAAAAAUAUUGGAGUAUCUACUUAAGUCCAGAUUAUUUUAUGAAAAAUUCAAGAAUAAACCAUGUCUUGACUUAUUGAUCAGAAUCUCUAGAGAUCCCUUGACUCCGACUGCUACAAAAGCUUUGAUCUUGAAGAUUACCUCUGGGUAUAGUACUAUCCUGACAACUGAUAUCAUUAAGUACUAUCAGUUAGAUAACCCAGAUUUCAAGAGAUAUGGCAGCUUGAGUACAUCUUUGCUUAAAAAGGACAUCCUAGAUUCAAAUAAUGGAAGGUUUCUUGACCCUGAAGGAGAUGUAGACACUCCAAUUUCUACCCCUAAUCCAAGCUCUUCAAAAUACAGUCUUGGAAGUAGCUUAUCAAGAUCGACUACAAAUCUGAGAGCUUCGUUGCCUCUGAUAAAUAGUGCAAGGACCAACUUCGAAAACCCAAAAUUUGAACUUCCGUCUUGGGCCAAAGCAAUUCCAGAGUAUAUGGAUCCUGAUUCUCUCAGACCAGCAAAGCAGUUGCGAGGCUUCAUCAAAAAGAGGGGUGUAAAUUUGAUAGAAAACAUCAAGAGUGAGGAUGAAAGAAUCCUGAAAAACAGAAUAGCAGCCUCUAGGGAUAUCUACCAGUCACCUCUCUACAAAAUUACUUAUUUCUCAGAUGGUCGCCAUCCUUCAGAUGCUUUGCCACCCGGCAAGAAGAGUUACAACAAAGAUUUAGUUCAGAAUUACCUCGAAAUGUUGAAUAGUGAGAAUAACUCUAAAGAUAUGGUUGUAACUGCCCUAAACAACCUUGUGCAAAUGUUGGAUUAUAGUGGAAUAAUCAUCAUGGAAAGCACCUCAAAAUUCUUACAAGCAUGCCAAGUCCUUGAAAUGGUCGACCUCGAUUAUGACGCAAUGGAGAGCCAAAAGAAAUUCAUCAAUGAGCUGAUUCAGAGAAUGGAUAAAGAGAGAGCGUAUGAUGCACUGAUUAGCGAGAUCAUUGAAAGAAUCGUCUUUAGUUAUAAAUUCCAUCAUCCCACUAUUAGGAAGGUCCUGGAGUUCUUCAUUGAUUCGGUUAUUGAGAAUGGUAGAAGAUAUCUAAAAGCAAGCCAAUUCAUUGAAAUCACAAGGUGCAGUGUUACGCCUAUUAGAGAGUUGGCCAUGAAGGCUCUAACUUUCAUAUCUGAGAACAAAUUUUCUGGUGGAUUAAAAGACACUAAGAUUGAUAUCAAAUUUCAUACAUAUAUCCCUUACUUGAUCAGAUGAGCACGUGGGUCUUCAGUGAGUCAGGCUUUUAAGAACUACGCUCUCCAGGUUCUUGCAAACCUAGCGGAUAGGGAAUACCUCAGACCUCAUAUCCAGUACAAUGAAGGAUUGAAGGUCUUCAUCGAAGCUUUAAGAGACUACGACAAUCUUACAGGUAGAAGAAUCGCAGGUAGAGCUAUUGUAAAUGCCACUAAGACAGAUAAUGAGUUACGAAUCAAGCUGAUAGAUGAACUUAGAGGAGAAGUCACUCUGACUUGGCUGGAUGAUAUAGAUCCAGUGGUUUCUCACCACAUCCAAAAAUUAUUAAAAGGAUCAGAAUUUUAGCUAUUUUCAAGAGAAUA
Moneuplotes crassus is the source of this 2308-nucleotide messenger RNA. NCBI's taxonomy places the organism in Eukaryota, Ciliophora, Spirotrichea, Euplotida, Euplotidae. The record is from the annotation of a GenBank genome assembly.